GGGGUGGGGAUAGGGAGGGUAUAUAUGCUCGAUGCGGCCGAGAGUAGCUACAGUUCACCAGAAGACAAAAGCGACGUAAGAGAAAGAAAUCGUGGAAAAAAAUUGAGUUGGAAAUUAGUGAAAAAAAAGAGAGGGAAAAAGUUAUCGAGGAGAACUCUUGAGGGAAAUCGCGCGUAAAAGAAGAGAAGGAGAGAGAGAAAGUGUGUGACAAGAUCGUGAACCGGCGAUCAGCUGCGCGGUAGUUCUUUCUUUCCGUUAUUUAAAUUGACUGUAGUGGGUGCCAAGAUGAAUUUUUCGAUUAGCGCGACGAUCCUGUGCGUCCUAGUUGUAGCGUUGCUAUCGGAAACGGCAUACAUCGGUCCACCCGAAUUUCAUCUUAGUCGGUACAGACGCCUUUCUGAUCAGAGGCUCGCCGAGCUCGAAACGAUGAUGGGGCUGCAAAAUGUGAAGGGUGUCGUGGUUCCCGUAGCAUUCGGAAAAAUCGACCCAGCUGUCGUAGGACGUAAGCGAAGAUCCAUCACGGAAUCAAUUCUGGACCAAUUAAAUCGAAUUCGUUCCUUACCUCGGAAGGAGGAUCCGCGGGAGGAAGAGAAACUAUCGGUUGAUUCGAUUCAGAAGCUCGGCGUCACUCAAGAAUAAGUUAGAAGCCGAGAGGAGGAAAAGGCGGAAGCGAGGAGAAGGAGAGAGAAAGUAGAGCAAUUAAAAGGGAUAUACACACUUACACAUACACACACACAUACGCAUUUAAUUGAUCUCUCAGCCGUGAUUCGUCGACAACGCAUUACUACGGACCAGUUUCCGUCCGAGCUUUCGAUUCCUUUUACGGACUUUUGACGCCUGAAGAAAUGAAAAUAAUUAACUCUCAACAAGAGCAGAAAUUACUCGCGUAACGUGUGUAAAUGGACCAGAUGACAACAGCGGGAGAUGACGAGAGUGCGUACGGCAAAAAAAAUUACCGUGCAAAGUACGGUAUCCAUGGGGUGACGGGGCGUGAUCGUGUCUCCGGACUGCGUUCCUUAUUUAAGUAUUUGAGAAGAGACUUAACGAGAACAGUAUUUUACAUGUGAAUAUAUCGUCUCAGUAUUCGCGACAAUGUGCGUAAUUUCUAAGGUACAUUUUCUCGACGAGACAGUAAAUCUCUUUAGAUUUGAUUUACACGAUCGCGUUAAUCGUUUUGUUAGAGACGCUCAGAUUAAUAAUUAAUUUUUUUCGUAAUUUCGUAAGAAUGUGCAAUAUCUUCAUUUUUAAGCAUCUUCCCCCCGACCGCAUCGGCUGUUUGAUCGGCCGCUAUGUUUACUAUUAUGACGCGAGCCGCUUAGAUCACGUAAUUUCUCUUGAGAAAGCGCAAUGUCAUUCCAACUGGCUUUUCUCGAUUGCGCCAGUUUCUUUUCGUGUGAUUUGUCGAUUACUCACGAUGACAUUGAGAGACUUGAAAAGAAACAUCUGUCGUUUGACUUUUCUAAAAACGCAGGAUCUUAUAUAAAUUUUGAUCGUCGAUUCAUGAAAUUUGACCACUUUCAAUUAUUCUCUAUCUAAUGAUAAAAUAAAGCUAAAGCAAAAAAUGAAUUUUAUUAUAUAACAUGAUCAUAACGUAUCGAUUUAUUUUUUUAGAAUACAAGUCGAAGAUAUGAGAUUUGUUAUAGUAUAAUUUACUAUCAUGAUAACAUUUACCGUGAAAAGAUCAUAA
Messenger RNA from Camponotus floridanus (Florida carpenter ant), 1687 nucleotides. RefSeq lists its product as uncharacterized. The record is from RefSeq and is a predicted model, not a curated record. The transcript is spliced from 4 exons. Bases 286 to 639 code for a protein of 117 amino acids. Lineage: Eukaryota; Metazoa; Arthropoda; Insecta; Hymenoptera; Formicidae.